GGGCAAAGCGGCGAGCAGCAGAGAGGCAUCGCCCUAGAUAACGGUAGAAUCGUGGGCUGGUGUCGUGCUGGUUUUUCGGGAAGAGUGCUGCGAAAUCGAGGGAUAACGUACACGCGAACCGUAUUCGCGGUGUAGAAGAUCGUUGUCCGGACAGAGGUUGUACCGAGUGGUGUGUGAACAGCCGCCUUGAGGCCAGUGAGUAUCGGGCUGUUCGAGGCGACCGAAAGGAGGACCGUGCCCCACAGAGCUUUGGUGCACCCGCGCCGCGCGAGACUCUUGACCAGCGCGGAAUUUCUCGGGCCAGUGACACGUUCAUUUCUUUCUUUCGCUCUGUUUCGUGCCAUCGUGCACCGGCACCAAGUCUGCUGGAUACUCCCCUUGGCUUUCGAUGUGUUCGCUACGCUGACGGGACGACGAACCGAGCACAGGAGUAGGAAGCGAGUAAUCGCCGGAGAAUCUCUGUAGAUUGGGAUAUAGUGGGCCGUGGACAAGGACGGAGAAAGACAGAAAGAGAGAGAGAGAAAGAGAAAGACAGAGAGAGAGACAGAUAGUGAACGAAGGAGUACGCGAGAAAGAAAGGGAGAAACGGAAAGAGUGCGACAGAGAGCCGUUAGAUUCGAGGGUACGGAUAGUCGAGUACGCUGAACGGAUUCAACGAAUAUUUUGAAGGCGCCAAGGAGGAAGAUAUUAACUGGAGAUCAUCGGUGAAAAAAAGCACGUGCUCCUGGCGUCCUUGACUUUUCAAGUUUUCUGUACGAGCGUACGCACUUAAUUUUUGAGAAACAGUGUCGUUCGUGUGAUCAAAUUUACGAAAGUGGCGUCGCGAUAAUUAACAAAAAGAGGGUGCAAGGUUGAACGGGGGUGGCACUCGACUCGAACACGCCUGUAGUGGUUUACCGAUAACGUUUUCCUGAAUUUCCUGAGGGUCCGUUCGACUGAACCAACGAGGAGCAAAAACGUGGCAGAUUCGGUGACCCCUCAGCUGUGACCAGGCGCACAGAGAAUUAGGGCAGGGAAAUGCGUGAAUAUAAAAUAGUGGUGUUGGGUAGUGGAGGCGUAGGCAAGUCCGCCCUCACUGUCCAGUUCGUUCAAGGAAUCUUCGUGGAGAAGUACGAUCCUACGAUCGAGGACAGCUACCGCAAACAGGUCGAGGUCGACGCACAACAAUGUAUGUUAGAAAUCCUAGACACAGCCGGAACGGAGCAAUUCACAGCCAUGAGGGACCUUUACAUGAAGAAUGGCCAGGGAUUCGUGUUAGUGUACUCGAUAACGGCGCAGUCCACGUUCAACGACCUGCAGGACCUCAGGGAGCAGAUCCUGCGGGUAAAGGACACCGAUGACGUGCCGAUGGUGCUGGUGGGCAACAAGUGCGACUUGGAAGACGAGAGGGUAGUGGGCAAAGAGCAGGGCGUCAACCUUGCCCGGUCAUUUAGCUGCGCGUUUAUGGAGACCUCCGCCAAAGCCAAAAUUAAUGUUUACGAUGUCUUCUACGAUCUGGUGCGGCAAAUCAACAAAAAGUCGCCAGAGAAGAAGAUAAAGCAGAAAAAGAAAUCGCUGUGCCUACUUCUGUAAGGUACAGAUCUAGCAGAAGCCCAUACUCUCCUGCGUGAACAAAAAAUCCGGAUAUACCAGUAGAGAACAGGGGUUCAGGCGACUACGGAGCAAAUACUGGUGACAAGGAGGGGGCUGACGGAAUCACAAGUAAACAGAGACAACACAGUGGGGCUCAGACGGGGGAGUACGUAUGGUCGUAGAACAUCAGAAGGAAGGUGAUAAUGGAACACGGACGAAUGAAGAAGGGGGAGAGAGAGAGGGUACGGGAAGAAGACGAGGGGAGAGACGAAAAGGGAGAGGGGGAGGGGGAGAGAAAUAGCGAGGAAAAACUAAUAAUGUUGUAUAUACGUUGGUCCCGGGGUGGCUCGUGUGCACGCGCAAACACAGGCGCACAAAGAGUUUUAGUGUUAACGAGACCCCGUGGCGUCGGUUAUCAUUGUAGGAGUUUUGCAUUAAAGAAGAAGACGAGGAGGCGGAAGAAAAAAAAA
Molecule: messenger RNA, 2042 nt
Organism: Colletes gigas
Lineage: Eukaryota; Metazoa; Arthropoda; Insecta; Hymenoptera; Colletidae
Gene: Rap1
Product: ras-related protein Rap1
Exons: 6
Coding region: 1018-1572 (184 amino acids)
Biological process (GO): cellular response to cAMP; negative regulation of synaptic vesicle exocytosis; Rap protein signal transduction
Cellular component (GO): plasma membrane
Molecular function (GO): GTPase activity; GDP binding; GTP binding
Source: RefSeq, a predicted model, not a curated record